CUAGGGGUGGGCCAAGGUAGGGAGGGUGUGACGCUGGUAUUUGUGUGGACUCGGCUUGUGAUGCUGAGCUUGGUCCAUCCGUUUUCUCCUCCCUUCUCCUCCCCGCUCCUUCCCACCAGCGCCACAGCAACAUCCUCUGAGCCUGAGCGAACUGCGCCCAGGCGGGUACAGAGACUCUCACCGCCUGCAAUCUGGGCCCGGGAGAAGGGAGAGGCUGCAGUGACAGCGCCUCACCGCCACCAGUCCCUGGACCACCAUGGCCAAGAACCGCAGGGACAGAAACAGUUGGGGUGGGUUUUCAGAAAAGACAUAUGAAUGGAGCUCAGAAGAGGAGGAGCCAGUGAAAAAGGCAGGCCCAGUCCAAGUCCUCAUUGUCAAAGAUGACCAUUCCUUUGAGUUAGAUGAAACUGCACUAAAUCGAAUCCUUCUCUCGGAGGCUGUCAGGGACAAGGAGGUUGUUGCUGUAUCUGUUGCUGGAGCGUUUAGAAAAGGAAAAUCAUUCCUCAUGGACUUCAUGUUGAGAUACAUGUACAACCAGGUAUGGAAGAGGUGCUUUAAAAAGACAGGAAUCCAGAUAUGGAGUGAAAUCUUCCUUAUCAAUAAACCUGAUGGUAAAAAGGUUGCAGUGCUAUUGAUGGAUACUCAGGGAACCUUUGAUAGUCAGUCAACUCUGAGAGAUUCGGCCACAGUAUUUGCCCUUAGUACAAUGAUCAGCUCAAUACAGGUAUAUAACUUAUCCCAAAAUGUCCAGGAAGAUGAUCUUCAGCACCUCCAGCUCUUCACUGAGUAUGGCAGACUGGCAAUGGAGGAAACAUUCCUGAAGCCAUUUCAGAGUCUGAUAUUUCUUGUUCGAGACUGGAGUUUCCCAUACGAAUUUUCAUAUGGAUCUGAUGGUGGCUCCAAAUUCUUGGAAAAACGCCUCAAGGUCUCAGGGAACCAGCAUGAAGAACUACAGAAUGUUCGAAAACACAUCCAUUCCUGUUUCACCAAAAUUUCCUGCUUUCUGCUACCUCAUCCUGGCUUAAAAGUAGCUACCAAUCCAAACUUCGAUGGAAAACUAAAAGAAAUAGAUGAUGAAUUCAUCAAAAACUUGAAAAUCCUCAUUCCUUGGCUACUUAGUCCUGAGAACCUAGAUAUUAAAGAGAUCAAUGGGAACAAAAUCACCUGCCGAGGUCUGGUGGAGUACUUCAAGGCUUAUAUAAAGAUCUAUCAAGGUGAAGAAUUACCACAUCCCAAAUCCAUGUUACAGGCCACAGCAGAAGCUAACAAUUUAGCGGCCGUGGCAACUGCCAAGGACACAUACAACAAAAAAAUGGAAGAGAUUUGUGGCGGUGACAAACCAUUUCUGGCCCCCAAUGACCUGCAGACCAAACAUCUGGAGCUUAAGGAAGAAUCUGUGAAGCUAUUCCGAGGUGUGAAGAAAAUGGGUGGGGAGGAAUUUAGCCGGCGUUACCUACAGCAGUUGGAGAGUGAAAUAGAUGAACUUUACAUCCAGUAUAUCAAGCACAAUGAUAGCAAAAAUAUCUUCCAUGCAGCUCGUACUCCAGCCACACUGUUUGUUGUUAUCUUUAUUACAUAUGUGAUUGCUGGUGUGACUGGAUUCAUUGGUUUGGACAUCAUAGCUAGCCUGUGCAAUAUGAUAAUGGGACUGACCCUUAUCACACUGUGCACCUGGGCAUACAUCCGGUACUCUGGAGAAUACCGAGAGCUGGGAGCGGUCAUAGACCAAGUGGCUGCAGCCUUGUGGGACCAGGGAAGUACAAAUGAGGCUUUAUACAAGCUUUACAGUGCAGCAGCAACCCACAGACAUCUGUAUCAUCAAGCUUUUCCUGCACCAAAGUCUGAAUCUACUGAACAAUCAGAAAAGAAGAAAAUUUAAUCCAAAUUUAAAAAAAUACAGGUGCAUGACCAACUGUCAGCUAAAUAUUGUUUUAUGUCUCCAGCAAACAUUCAAGUGCUUCCAUCAGAACAGAGUAAAAUACCAAACACCUCUGAUGACUGCAAACUGGUUUAGUUCGUUUAAUUACUUCAGUGUUUAAGAUGUAUGUAUGCAUGGUUAUAUCGUUUUGUUAACAUGUAGUUUCCUGAUUUUGUCUUGAAAUAUGCUGUUAUAAUUUAAAGUAUUUGUCUAUCUAUGAUGACAGUACAGGUGUUCUGCUUGAAUUUACUAAAUUCUACUACUGGGUUAUAAUUAAACCAUGUAGUAAUAUUACUCCAUGUUUGGAUAUGCUCAUUUAAUUUCUACAGAAUUUUCAAUUUUACAGUCAUUUUAAAGUAUAGUAUCAUAACCCAAAAGGCUUGAUUCAAUCUGUAUCAUCUUACAUAUACCACGAGCUCUUAAUUUGAAAAAUAUUUAAGAGAGCUUUUCAGUUGCUUUAUCAAAAACUAUAUAUUGCUUUUUAUAUUAUGAUUUAAUAUAGAAUAUAAACUUCUUGAUCAAAAAUGCACAAAAAAUCUCUUUGUAUAUGUAUUUGAGUUUCACUGCAUUGUAUAUUUUUUCAUUUGGUACACAAAGAAAUGUAUUCUUCAUAGGUUUAUUCUUUUAACAUGUGAACUAUUAUUAAAGUUUACUCCAGUUCCUAAGAUUUAAAAACAAAUGCUUACUGAAUUUGGAAAUGUUUGUGAGGUGUUGAUAUAGAAAUGAUUAAGGUUUAUCUCUUUUUUUAAAAUUCAAAAUGCAUUUUAAUGUUGAUCCCAUUACAUUAGAUUUCCAUUUUAAGAAAUGAAUGCUAAUCCCUUUUAGGUACUCUCCACUUCUUUUAAACCAAUGAUUCUAUAUUGUCUUUCUAAUUACUAAAAUCUAGUGGAAUUUCAUUGAGUAUACCUUUUAGAGAAAAAAAAAAAGUGACGUAAUGAAAAAACAAAAGUAAUGCCUCUUGUCUGGGAGAUCCAAAAUAGUUUCUAACUUUCUUAGACAUGUCUAAGACUUAAUAAAACAGUAAUACAAAGCAAGUAGUAACGGGAAAGAAUAAGAUAGAAGAAUGUAUGAGAAUUCAUAAGAUAUGUAAGCUUAAACCUUCGAAAAGUUUGAUCAAUGCCUUGCAAAAUAACUUUUUCCUCUGAUAAAAUUCCACUAGCUU
Hipposideros armiger (great roundleaf bat) is the source of this 3080-nucleotide messenger RNA. RefSeq names its product atlastin GTPase 1 (gene ATL1). The record is from RefSeq and is a predicted model, not a curated record. The transcript is spliced from 14 exons. Bases 257 to 1879 code for a protein of 540 amino acids. Gene Ontology annotation, molecular function: GTP binding; GTPase activity. NCBI's taxonomy places the organism in Eukaryota, Metazoa, Chordata, Mammalia, Chiroptera, Hipposideridae.